Molecule: messenger RNA, 2944 nt
Organism: Olea europaea var. sylvestris
Lineage: Eukaryota; Viridiplantae; Streptophyta; Magnoliopsida; Lamiales; Oleaceae
Exons: 3
Coding region: 1737-2126 (129 amino acids)
Source: RefSeq, a predicted model, not a curated record
UCGGCGAGCCAAAUUUACGUCCUAGUUAGUUCUCUCUCCUCCAAAUACUCUAUUCUAAUUAUAAAAAAACCCUAAUCCUAAAUUAUCUAAUGUUUAUGCUCACAGUUCUUGAUUUCACAUCGCUGUACAUCACGGUAAACUUUGUUUACUCUCGCUCUCUCUCUUUCUUCUCUGCAAUCUGUAUCCAUAUAUGAAUUUAUGUGUUUUUAGGCUCAUUAUUUUAGUACCAAAGCAAAUUGAUUUUAUGCGUCUGUUUACAAGUUAUAAGUUGUGGGAUUGUUUUUUAUUAUGUUAAAUUCAUCGGUUUCAGUUUUCUAUUUUGCAUUUUUGGUUUAAUGUUAUAGAACGCAGUUGGGGGAGUGAUUAUUAUUUAACUUGAAAGUAUUGGUGACGAUAUGCUUAAAUUCAAAUAUUUUAUUUAGUAGUUAAUUGAUUAAUUUUUCAAGUUCAGCUUCCAUCAUUUUAUAGCAUUUUCUCUUUUUCUUUUUCUGGAGUUCAUGUCGGGAUUAUACGCAUUAUAAUUCAUGCAGCUUCUCCAUGAAUUAGCGUGGCUUUCAAAAUGUAGGGUUGACAUGGAAAAGGUGCAGCUAUUCAAAUCAUGGACAAAAAUACAGGGGUAAUAGCGAAGGAUAAAUUUAUUUCUUUAUGAUGGGUAAAUUUUGUCAUAGAAAAGAUGGAUGAGAAUUGUAGAUAUUUUGGAGCGUAUACCCAAUGGAAAUGAAUGUAAAAUUAAAGAAAUAGCAUAUGUUAGGAGAAUAAAAGAGAAAUAUUCGGCUUUGUCUCUAUUCAGCUUCAACUCACUUAGUUGCUUUUCACUUGCACCAAUUAUAUAGGAAUAUUAAUGAAUUCUUCAUCUAGCUAUGCUUUAAGUAAUAUAAUAGAUUUAUUAGAAAUGUCAUGUGUGGUCGUAAGACCACUCAACUUGUCCUUUCUUGCUAGCAUCUCACUGUUAAUCUCUUUGAAUAGCAAACAAUAAAGAAUACUUAUUAGGUAACAGUGAACAUAGGUGAAAGAGAACUUUCCAUGACAAGGUCCAUGAGGAUUAAUGCGAUACGAAGAAGAAAUCUAAUCUGGCACUCUUUGUUCUGUUUUUUAACCUGAAUACUAUGCAGCUUAUGAUUAAUUGUUAAACAGAUAACCUACAUGCAAAUCCCAAAUAAAGACACUGGUGCACUCCAUAUUAUAGCAGCCAUCCAUUGUGGAAAAAGAAAAUAAUAGUAUCUGUGGGACCUCUCGUAGUUUGCGUUGGUUAUUAGGCCAGUGAGCAGUUAGUCUCUUAUCUUUUAUUGUUUUCCACUAGAACAACUGAAUUCAGCACCACUUCUUUCUGGACAAUCCAAAUUAGUUAAUAGAGGUAAUUGGCGGAGAAAACAGUUGUAGUUCACUGGUAGAUAAUCAGUCUGUUGUUCCUCUAUCUUCCCGUCCUGGUUUGAUGAGUAUUUCUCUUCUCCUUGAAGACCGAGAAGAAUUUUAAAACAAUGUUCAUGUCAUUUUCCAAAGUCAACGUUGUCUAUAAGUGUUCUUCACUCUGAUAAAAUAGGUUUUGAUUUUGGUUUGAAAAGUGUCACGCUUCUUUUCACUAGAACAUGGGUGAGUAUAGCUUUUCCUUUCCCCUUAUACAUUUUUGGCCUAGUUGUUAAUUUAUUGUGCAUUUUCAAUGUAGGCCCUGAUUGGAUGUAUCAGAAGCUUUCUAGUCAUUGCUUAAAAAGAGCUCUUAAAAUGAAAGCCAAGAACCAAUGAGGUUCCUCGAAGGCCCACCAGGUUUUCAGGGGGAGGGCCAGAAGUGGGUCCUUAUUGUGGGUGGUGCUUUGCUGAGUACACUAUCAAAUCGACUAGGUUAUAAGCUCAAGCAGGUUCUUGAUACUAAACAAACUAACAAUAGUGGCAACAGCUUAAGAGGAAGUGGAAAAUCCACUGACCGAAAAAGUCGAGGAGCCAGAUUUUUCCUUCAAAUGCAUAUUGUUUUUCCCACAACUAGGAUGGUUGCUACGAUCAUCAUCCAGGAACAUCUAUUGCAUCCACUUCAGUGUAGCUCUGUUAGCUGCACAGGAUGCUUUAAUGCUUUAUCAUUGACUUAUUAUCUGCUGGUUACUUACCUUGUACCACGUGAGUGGAGGAGGCUUUAAGAGAACGGUUGCGUUUUUUUUAUUCAUCAAUGUUCAGGUGUACAUUGUCAUUGUAGUCUAUUAAAGAGAAGUAGCUGGGACAACAGUUAAAGAGAAGAGAUGACAUGAUGCUGGAAUGCAGGAUCAGAUUGCAGAACUUCAGAACACUCUUGACAUUCAGCUUUUGCAUUCUUCCCAUCUGCAAUUGCUGCUGGAUGCUGCAAACAUGGAUCUGUUUGAUUCCGAAAGGGAAAUACAGAGAUUAAGAAAGGAAAUUGCAGAUCAUUGUGUGGGACAUAUUUGCCAAUCCCCCUGCAGUUCAUCUGUGGCCAGCCAAGGCAGAAGGGAGGAAUGGCCAUGCAAAUGGAUAUCCCAAGGUUGAAAGCAAUAUCAACUCUUCAGAAUAAGGGAGAGGAGAUUGGGAUAACAUUGAUCUGCUGAGAAGGGAAGUGAGUGAGUUAAAGGAAGCGAUAGACGGAAAAGAAUUCCUACUGCAGAGCUACAUGAAGCUAAAAGCCGAGCUGUCAAUGAAGAUCAGAGAUUGGAUUCUCAACUUCCAAACAUUUUGUAGACAGUUCUGGUACUUGUGUAUUCUUUUGUUUUCUCAUUUGAUUUGAAGUUCCAAAUUUUGAAAAGCCUCAUUUUAUUCCUUUUUUCAUUUUACUUGUUCAUAAAUGAAAGACAGGGAUGCAAUGUUCAUGAGUUUAGACUUUAGAGAUCAAGGGAAGCCACGGGUAAACACGACUUUGAGUGUGAAUAAACCGUGUUUAGUACUUCCAAUGCAAGAUAGUUUGGGCUCCAUUUUAGUGGAAAUUUGUUUUGGAAUAGUGAUUUUUUUU